Messenger RNA from Hippocampus comes (tiger tail seahorse), 2169 nucleotides. RefSeq names its product putative ferric-chelate reductase 1. Lineage: Eukaryota; Metazoa; Chordata; Actinopteri; Syngnathiformes; Syngnathidae. The record is from RefSeq and is a predicted model, not a curated record. Gene Ontology annotation, biological process: regulation of postsynaptic membrane neurotransmitter receptor levels; regulation of glutamate receptor signaling pathway. Bases 78 to 1754 code for a protein of 558 amino acids. The transcript has 11 exons.
AAGGCAAAGCCGUGCGUUGUCUUCUACAGGCAAACGUCACCCGAGAGGGCUGCAGUAGCACCAACCUGUGUCUGGAGAUGCCAAACAACUGCGAUCCUGCGGGCAACAACACCAGCUGUCUGUUUGUGUCCUUGAACGCGGACACGCCCAUGUCUCCCAAUGGCUUCAACCUGUUGGUCGGUCUUAGCGGAAAUUCCUCGGGAGCGAUCGCCUUUGGACUCACGCAGGAUUUCACAAUGAGUGUCACCCAGCUGUUUGUGUGCGGAAUGGACAGCAACGGGGAUUUUGUCUUUGAAACCGUGCAGAGAAGCUCAAAUGGUACUCUGACGCCAAACGAGAGGACCACGAUGCAGAUCCAGUACAGACUGGUAGACACCCUCAUCCAAUGUGAAUUUCUCGUUCCAAAUGUAAACACAAGUAUGAUGGGCGAGAUGAUGGACGGCACCACGGGCGUUGUCGUUCUGGGAGAAGCAAUGGUGAACAAUGACACCAGGAGGACCGAGAACUUCACGGCCAUUCUGACCAGCGGGCGGGUGAACCUUACCGACGUGGAAGGCACCGUCAUUGUCCCAAGAGUUCUGGACAUCAGUCAAAACGGCUGUGGAAACACCAAACUGUGCGUCAGAUCGCCCAGCGAAUGCAACCCUCAGGCCGCUGGCGAGUGUUUGUUCACGUCAUUGGACACCACCGAUACCUCGAGCGGAACCUUCAACAUCUUGGUGGAGCUCGCCGGAGAGUCCGACGGAUACAUCGGCAUGGGACUUACGGCGGAUGCGUCAGAGGGCGUCACCAAUCUGUAUAUCUGCGGAAGAAACGGCAGUGACAACUCUUUUCUAUUCCGCCAACUGGACCGAAACAACACCGACUUUUCACUCACCGAAGUGAACAGGGAAGUGGUCGACAUCCUCGGCGCUGUGAGUGGCACGUCCAUCCAAUGUAUCUUCACCAUCGUCGGCAUAAACGCCGCAGCCACGAGCAGACAGGCUGUCACCGGAACGCGCAACAUCAUCUUGCUGGGAAACGGAGAUAUAAACGGAGCUGAAAUUGGUGACUUUAACAUCGUCCAAAACAGCGGACUUUUGGACAUCACGGACGCCGCAGCGAACGUCAAUGCCAAUCCAGCGGUUGAGGCGGCUUUGAACAUCACCCGGGACGGCUGUGGCACGACAAAUCUGUGUUUGGAGACGCCAGAAGAUUGCGACCCCUUGACUGACCCCAUGUGUCACAUUGUGUCAAGCAAUGCCACAGUUUCCAAUACCAACGUUUUCAAUUUAACCAGCAGACUCAGCGGAUAUUCCACGGGAUAUACCGCGCUCGGACUGGCCCGGAAUGCAUCGCAGGGCACAAGCUCCAUUUUUGCCUGUGGAAACAACACUGACACUGGGGAACUCUUCUUCAGAACCUUCACCCGAAACAACACUGAUUUCAGUUUAACUUCGAAUGACAGGAUCGUUCGUGAUGUCUUCAUUGAAGUGACGAACAAGCGCAUCGAAUGCCAGUUCACCAUCUUGAAUUUAAAUGACGUGGAAACCAGGGAAACCAACGGAACCCUGGCAGAUGUUUUAAUAGCAAAUGGAACGUUGAAUGGAGGUGUUCUCAGCCCGUUAAAUAUAUUACUGCGCCAGACGGUGAACCUCACCUCACCCACCGGCACCAUUACCAUCAUUGUGAAUGGCGCCCGGGCCACAAGGAGUAGUGACGCCCUGUUGAUCCUGCUGAGCCUCAUCACGCUGCUAGCUGCGCUCCGAGGCUAACAAGAGUCAAGGAAAGCGGCGGACAAGGAGGCCGAUGGUUCCGAAGACAUUUACAGCGCUUUGCUGUACGCCUGUGAAAACACCACAUCGUGUGUUCCGAUACCAUUUUCUGUUUGUAUUCGUCCAUUUGCAUAUAUUCUUUUUUUGACCACUUCAACUGUGUAAAGACGCCCGCCCUUGUGUGGGAUUUGCGUGGGGCCGCGAUGGCUCGGUAUGACGGGGGGCAGCCACCAUGAAGGCAGCUCAGACUCGAUUAAGACGCGUCUGGUCUGAUGAGUUUGUACUGUUUGAGUUCGAAACCCAGUCCUCGUUCCACUUAUUUGUUAUGUGUUCAUUUGUUAUGUAACAGCAAUGUAAAGUAUUUAUGGAUGCCAUAAAAUAGCAUGAAUAAAGUUUGAAACUAUGAGUAACUCUC